Messenger RNA from Taeniopygia guttata (zebra finch), 3422 nucleotides. Lineage: Eukaryota; Metazoa; Chordata; Aves; Passeriformes; Estrildidae. The record is from RefSeq and is a predicted model, not a curated record.
AAACUUGCAUAAAUACUUAUGGAAAGACUCUUCAGAAAGCACCAAAGUAAAGUCAGUAGUAAAAGUGACAAUCUCCUUUGAAAAUCAACGCGGCCCGGCCCGGCCCCGCAGUGGGUUCCGCGGUUGCCGGGUAACCGGGACGGGCCCGCAGCGUCUGUGACGGCGCUGCGGCCUCAGCUGCCCAGAACUCGCCCCUGGCUGCUCGUUCACAGCCCCGGCGCCUUCAGGCGGCUGCACUCGGCGAUUCUCCGAGCGAAUUGUUCGCCGAGAAUUGCUCCGUGCCAGCGAGUCCUGAACUCGCUAAGCAUUGGUCUCUGCGGCGGAUUCCUGAAUUCCGGUUGAAGUUUUGUUGAGGCAUUGUUGCUCACCUGGGAUAUCCUCCUUCCAAAAUGGCUUCUGGAUUCCCAGAAAAGACACUGGCACCUCAUCUUCUGCGCAGGGAAAGACUGAAGCCUGACACUCUGCUUCCCUCUAAGUUCCAAAGGGAGAAGUUUCUCAACAUGAAGAAGCAGGCCAGCAAGGCUGGGGAGAAUCAUCUGCCCAGAAUUGGCCCAUUUCUAGACAUGAGUGAGACUGGUCCAAAGCUGUCACCAGUUCCCCCAAAACAGAGCUUGCUUCGGGUUUCCCCACCAGAGGUGGUAUUUGAAAACGUUGCCCCCCAUGAGGUCUCUGAAAUGGCAGUGUCCUUCAUGAAUAAGGACAAGGGAUUGACGCUGUUGAGGCAGGACGGGAAUGAAGAGACUCUGAUUCAGAAGACUAUUCCUCAGAUGGUGAAGGUCUGCAUGGAGAGCUCACCUUAUUUCCAGCUGGCGUGCCCCAGUGAUGCGUACCAUAUCGUGCCACCGUUCGCGACUGCCCGUGUGCGCAUCUGCUUCACUCCUGAUGAGACCAAGGAUUAUUCCAACGAGAUCGUCUGCAUGACUGCAAAGGAAAGGAUAGUUGUGCCAAUUCGGGCCAUUGCUGCCCGAGCUGUCCUGGAUGUCCCUGACCAGCUGGACUUCUCCAAGUGUCCAGUCAAGUACAGCACCCAGAAGACUCUGCUGGUUCGAAACACUGGUAAACUGGAAGCUCAUUACCAGCUGAGCACCCAGAGUCCUUUCUCUGUGGUUCCGGCCACGGGAACUCUGGGCGCUGGUGACAGCAUGCAGGUGACAGUGGGAUUCCACGCACUGACGACUGGGGACCAUUAUGGGUCCCUGGUAGUGUGCUACAACACAGGUGAAGAAAGUAUCCACACGAACCUCCAUGGAGAAGCUGUAGAUCUCAACGUUGGGUUGAGCACAUAUUCUGUGGAGGUUGAGAAGACUUUCAUCACCAUGACAAACCACAAAACCAUGUUCAUUGAAAACAGGAGUAACAUCACAGCUCACUUCCAGUGGAAGACUUUUCCUACUGAGGAAGAUGACAAUAAAGAGAAGAGGAGGCAGUGUCGUUUGCUGUACCCGCCAAAUGAGGUGUGGGCGGAAAACUUCAAGGAGAUGAUAAAAAUACAAAAGGUGACGGGCUUUUAUGAAGAUCGCCCUGCCGUCCUGAGGAACAUGGUCCAGGAGGAGAUGGCAAAGGUGCAACAAGACCCCCUGCUGUUCUCCAGUGAUGUUUUUUCCAUUGAGCCAAUGGAGGGAGAAAUUGGGCCAAAUUGUUCGGCCGAGAUCAAGGUGACCUUCAAACCCCUGGAAGCACUGGAGUACCAAAGUGUGGCUUACUGCAACAUCUCAGGCCGUGAGAGCAGGCUGCCCCUGCGCCUCAGAGGGAAAGGCCAAGGACCCUUGCUUGAAUUCAGCUCUCCUUCACUUAACCUUGGGAACAUCCUUGUCAACACCCUCCACGUCUAUGAGGUGAAGCUGAUUAACCAAGGAGCUCUUGAUGCUCCCUUCACCUAUAUCCCUUCAACUGCAAACAUGGGCUUCUGCUUCAAGUUUGCACCUGAGGAGGGCAUCAUUGCACCAGGUGGGAUCCAGACUAUUCAGAUCUCCUUCAAUACCACCAUGCUGGGGGUGUUUGAGGAAGAAUUUCAGUUCAGUGUGGCUGGAUCUCCUGUGCCUGCAAUCCUGACCAUCAAGGUCAAUGUCACUCGACCGACUUUACACUUCGACCUGGAUGAGCUCAGCUUCGGGGACAUCUCCUUUGGCUUUCCCUACACCCAGAGCUGUCGCCUGACUAACACCUCCCCGGUGCCCGUGACGUUCAAGCUCCGCAUGUCGAAGGAUGGCAUGCAGCCUGCUGUGAAUGUCUUUGAUCAGAUACGCAGCAACAGUGACCCGUCCUGGACAGAGGGAAUUCAUUUUUAUGUGGAGCCAAGGGAGUUUACAAUCAAUCCCAGCCAAGGGACCAUCCUCCCCCAGGGACACCAGGCUAUCGAGGUGACCCUGCAUUCCAACACAGUGAUGGAAUUCUAUCGGAAAAUGCUGGUGGACCUGGAGGGUUAUGGCGAGGGAGUGGAAUCACUGGUCGUCACAGCCAGGUGUUGCAUUCCUGAGCUGCAUGUGUCCCACCAAAUCCCGCCGCACGAUGAGUAUGAGCUGAAGGUGCCAUUUGAGAGGAAGUUGGUCAUUGGGAAUCCCACCGACCUUCCUGGCUGCUACGGGCUUAUUCCCCAGGAACGCAAGGAGGACUCUCCUGUGUUCUACUCCAGCCCCAAACCCUGUGGGAUUGUCCAGCCUCACAGCAUUGCAGAGAUUCCAGUUACAAUUGAAGUCCAAAGACUGGGCAAGCAUCGUACCAACAUUCUUAUCGGCGUGUUUGGGGAUGAGAGAAACCCACUGAGAAUAGAAUUUUGGAGCUCUGGAUGCCUGGGAAAGAUCUACCUAAGUGCAAGGCUGAUAGACUUUGGCAUGCUCCCAGUACUACAGCCUACUCCACAAAGUUUUACCCUCUUCAACAAAGGUUUUACCCCUAUAGACUUCAGGAUGGAGAUUAUUAACAGACCCGACUGCUUUGCCAUUGAACCCAGCGCAGGAGUGAUCCCCGCUAGGGCUGAGCUGCCUGUGACUGUCACAGCAACCCUGGAUGACACUAAGUGUUUUGAUGAUGUUGUCCAUCUGUUCAUUGGGAACAGCUAUUGGGCCGAAUGUAGGCUGAUGGCUUUGGGCACUGGCACUGCAAUUGCCAUAGACAAACCGUUUGCCCCAGAGCUCAACCUGGGAUACCAGUUCAGCCUCGUUCCCUGUUUUCGUCAGUUCAAACUAACAAAUAGGGGCCCCUAUUUCCAUUGGCUCAUCUGGAGCGUGGGAUGCUACAGCCCACCUGAGGAGGAGGGCCAGAGUGUCUCAGCCCUCAGGAGCCGCAAAGAUGAUUCCCAGAGCCCCAAACGUGCCACCCCCGUGUUUGGGCUGGAGCCACGGUCAAUGAAACUGCAGCCAGGCCAGUCUGUGGACAUGGUGCUGCGAGGCUUCUCCGACGUCACACAGUGUAUAGACAAUUGA